ACAUGAGUAUUAACUUCCUGUCUCUUUCUGGCAAAAUCCAAACACAAACAGAGAAACCCCACAAGAUCGAUGGGUUGCGUUUCGUCAAAACUCUUCAAGAAAGAGAUCCACCGCGAUAUCCUCCUCAACAAUGGCGGCGAGUGCGUGAACCACGUGGUGUCUCUCACUUCGACCACUUACGGUGCUCUCAAACUAGACAACAAUCAUGACCCGAAGAAUCAGCCCAUCAAAGAUAUUGUUGCAGAGCCCAAGAAGAUGCAGAGAUCGCCCCCGCGAGACGAGCCAGAGGUCAUCAAUGCCUGGGAACUCAUGGGUGAUCUUGAAGACGGAGUACCCAUUUCGGUUGUAGCCAAAAAAAGCCCCAAAUCGCUGGGUAUACUUCGUGGGUUAGCGGAUUUAGAUGCUAGAAGUCCUUUGAAGUUCUUGAACCAGUUUGAUUCUCCGAAGAAAGCGAAGAGAUUUGGAGGUAAAGAGAACAAAGGUUGUGAAAUUGGGGUUCACAAGAAUGUGGGAGAGUCAUAUUUUACCCCAAAAUCAAGCUCGAAAAAAGCAAAAAAUUCUCCUGCGAAUUCUGGCAGGGCAAUGUUGAGAUUGAGUUUUCCAUUCAAAGGGUCUCCACUUGGGACCAGAACUGGAGGGUUUGGUAAUGAUUCCACGGUCGCAUUGCGGAGAAGGAGUUUGACUCCCCUGUUUGAUCCAGAGCUUGUUGCUUCAUACGAGAGAGAAUUGUCUCAAGAGGAAGAACAAAUCAAGAGGAUCAUUUCACCAUCACCCGGAAUCCGAAAAGUGAAGAAUACACGAGAUUUGGAGUCUUUUCUCUGCCAAUUCGAGCAAAAAUGCCCGCCAGGUGGAGAAAAUGCAGUUGUGAUGUACACUACCACAUUGAGAGGAAUUAGAAAAACUUUUGAAGAUUGCAACUGUGUCAGAUCAAUUAUUGAAUCGCAUCAGAUUCAGCUUUAUGAGCGUGAUAUAUCAAUGGAUUCAGGGUUCAAGGAGGAGUUAAGGACCUUAAUGGGAACAAAGGAGGUGAAAGUUCCACUUGUGUUUGUGAAGGGAAGGCUACUUGGUGGAGUUGAUCAAAUAAUUAAGUUGGAGGAGGAGGGAAAAUUGGAAAUCCUGUUCGAAGGGAUCGCGAGAGCUGUCGCCGGGGGAUGUGAAGGAUGUGCAGGGAUGAGGUUUGUUAUGUGUACAGACUGCAAUGGAAGCUGCAAAGUGCUUGAUAAUGAGCAAAAGAAGACAUUGAGAUGUGGUGAGUGCAAUGAGAAUGGCUUGAUACAUUGCCCUUUAUGUUCUUGAUUUCCAUUGAUUAACUUAUUUGAGUGAUUUUGAGAAUAGCUGGAACAUGAGAACUUCCUUUUAAAUCUCUUUCUGUGUUUUCUGGGUAGGGAUCUAAAGUGGGUUUUGGGCCUCCUGUGAUACUAAUUUGAUGGCUUCCUUGUGUAUUUCUGGAUCAAGUCGUUCAAUUUAUCUUUCGGACAAGAUAGUUUAUCUGUAA
Messenger RNA from Tripterygium wilfordii, 1495 nucleotides. RefSeq lists its product as uncharacterized. The coding region runs from base 70 to 1296 and encodes 408 amino acids. Lineage: Eukaryota; Viridiplantae; Streptophyta; Magnoliopsida; Celastrales; Celastraceae. The record is from RefSeq and is a predicted model, not a curated record. The transcript has a single exon.